Molecule: messenger RNA, 2548 nt
Organism: Marchantia polymorpha subsp. ruderalis
Lineage: Eukaryota; Viridiplantae; Streptophyta; Marchantiopsida; Marchantiales; Marchantiaceae
Source: the annotation of a GenBank genome assembly
ACUUCGUAGUUUCUACAUUUGGAAUUUCCUUACUGUGUUGGAUUAUCGACGAGGAAGAAGCCUAUAACUUCCGUUUUUUGCCUUUCUGCAAGAAGGCGAAUUUGGUUACUCGUAACUGCCAGUCAGGAAUGGAAGAUUCUGAAAUUGUCGACGACCUGAUGCUGCGUAUCGAUGUCAGUGACGGGUGGUCGUAUUGUGCUGCUGUUUCCGUCCGUUGGCUGACUAAACCGCCCUAUUGCGACUGCGGCGCCGAACGCACUGCUUAAGCAGCAGUCCACUAAAUCCCUCUCUCUCCACUGGACUCUAGAAACACAGGGCUGUCUUUCAUAUGCUGGCGCGUCAGUGGUGGAGAUGGCUGGGUUUCUGUGACGUGCAGAACUUCCACUUCGACAAGUAAGUUUGGGAAGGGUAAGCUCGCAAAACAUUAUCUGAAGGAAAGGUGAAGGAAAUUCCUGCUGUUCAACAAAUGUACUUGAGGAGAGAAUAAGCAUAUACUUGGACUUCGGGCGCCUUCAGCUAAGACGUUUCCAUGGUCCCAAAUUUUACGGAUGCUUGAGCCUUGAGCCUGCUUACUUGGAGUACCGCAAGGGAAUUUGACGGGCCGAAAAGCUGCAGCAAACCAUGGAGACAUGUGGUGUGGUCCAGUCGCUCGGGGGUCUAUGAAUGAGCCGAGCCUCUCCUGACCCAUGAAUGACGGCCUUGUCUGAUUCCGGUGACAAUCGCACUGGGAUGAAUCACGGAUCCACUCCUGCUUGUAUAUGUGCCCAAUUACUGUACCAGUGUCGGUGUUUUCUGAUCACGGCCACAACCUCUGAGUGGCAAAAGUUGUUGAGCCACGAGCUCUUCACGAGCUAUUCAUUCGUGAGACCUGACGGAUGUGUGGUCUGAUCGAAAUCUGUAUGACCAUCGAGAAAGGACGACCGUAUGAGCGUCUAGCUCCUGACGUAGUACCGACUCUAUCGAAUAUGUGGUAUUUGGUGCUCCGGCCUUCCGGGGAUUUCCACUGCUACGGCAACUUACUGCCGCCGUCUCAACAACUCAGCUCGCCAAUAUUCUACAUGUGCUCCAAGCUUGCCGCAAGCUUUAGUGACGUGCGUUAUGAUACUUCCAAAUCAGUGUCGUGGAGUAAAUUCCUGAGUCUUGUUCCAUGGUGCGCGCGCGCGCCUUCCUUGCACUCGAGACUCGAGAUUUGCCAAAUGACAGCGCGGAGUUGGUGUUCGUCGGCUUUUCGUAUUGCAGAAUUUUGACCUGCUACCCCCAUAGGGUACUUGCAUGAAUCUCACAGGCCGCCGACGACGUACGAGGUGUCAAGGUGCCUCGGAAAGUAAAGUCUGCUGCCUAGCCCAGAACCUCCGCAAAGUCCAGAAACCUACUGUAUCUGGGUUUGGGUCCACAGAGCUACACCUUCCUCGGAUGCCCGCCUGCCUGCGCACAAGUGCCACUCUUCUCCUCGCACACUAGAGGCCAAAUCAAGUUUCCGAUGUCCGUUUUGGCGACAUUCCUCCUUCGCACGUGCAAAGGCCCUGGACAUUUGCAGCCUCUAUAAUACGAGCCCCGGCUAAGCGCGAGACCUUGACGUGUUUUAUAAGAUAAUCGAGGAGUAUUGCAUAAAUACAUUUUGCCACUAGGAUCUCUAUUGCUGUGUGUAACCAAACCUGAGUACGCUUAAGAGAUUGAAGGGUGACGACUGCAAGAAAGAUGUGUUUCGAUAUGCUUCAAAGUUCGUGUCAAAUACCAUGAGAGUUAUCAACAAAGAUUGUUCUUUGUUAAAUAUGUCUAAGUGACAGGCCUCGGUACGAGGAAGGUGCCCUGUACUAGCCUUGCACGUCUCCAGGGAUGAUAGAGACUUCAACUUGGACUGGACGCUAUCCAUGUGGAAUCUGGCACCUGCUCUGGCUGAUUCAGAAAAGCGACGUGGAAGCUACAAGCCGUAUAGCGAGGAAUCCUUACGGUUCGCAUCGUUUGAGGGGUCUCCGACAAAAAUGCGGCACACAAGUUACAUGGUGUACAGUUCACGACAAGGAAACAUCACAUCCUUUACUCUCAAAACUAGUGUUUCUUUUUGACGCAUCUUUCGGCCUUGAGCUGUUGCGCUUUUCCAGACACUUCAAGCCUUAUGUGGAGACAACCAGAUCCGGAGACCAUCAGGCUCUGAGGAAUCUCCCCGAGCUUCGCCCGGCCUUGAACUCGAUCCUUAAAUGAUGGGAAGUCUCCAGUCCACCCACGACUCUACUCUUGACCUUUCUUCUUGUGUACUUCUGUUGUUGUCACCUGGUUCACCGGCUAUGUAUGCACUAAUGACAUAAUGUGCGCUCAUGGCCUUGGAGAAUUGGAUGAUGGAAACAGUGAGUGACAAGGUCCCAGGAUAAAUAUGUUCAUAUCACAAGUACUUCACUGCUCUGUCUUUCUCUCCAGAUAUUAAAUAUUUAGACAACCGUUACCGAUAGUUUUGCAGCGCCUACUGCCACGUGCUAUUAAAAAGAGAUCUGCCUCGUCGUUGCCUCAGAGCUAAGACCUCCUGUCCUUGUUUACAACUUAUUUGUCGUCG